AUGUUAGCGGUAGAACAGGAAAACGCUCAGCUCAGAGAGGAACUGGUUAACCUCAAGGGGGAGAUGGAAAGAAUGGCACUUAUGAUGGAAACUAUGAUGGCUGAGAGAGAGCAAGCAGCAAUCUCCAAUUUAACUCCUGUUGUGGUCGUCACAGCUGCACCUGAGGGUCCCCCGCAACCAUCUCCGACUACUACUACAACUAUCGGUCUCACCCAGCCUCUGAUGACUGAUUUUUCUUCUGGUAAUAUGGCAACUAUGGGCAACUCAGGCUUCCGUCCUCUUGGCCCCCAGGGUCCCUUUGCUACUCCUCAGUUUUCCAUGCCUUCAGGCUACCCUUGGGGCAUGCCGAUUGCAACCAACGGGGGUUUUGGUCCAGGCACUAUUGAAAUGCCUGUCACACAGGGUCAACAGACUUCGGCACAUUUCCAGAUGAGUCAACCGAUUCCUCAAGCUACCAUGACUCAAGCAGGUCCUAUUGUGCAUAUUGGGCCACAACAUGAAGAGCAGAUUUAUCACUCCGACAGUAUAAUGGGGGAUGAUAAAGCAAUCGAUUGGGAAGAAAGGUUCGGUGCUCUAGAGAAGAAGAUGAGUAAUAUGCGGGGGAAAGAAACAGUCGUCCAAAGCAUAUAUGACCUUUGCUUAGUACCAGAUGUAAACAUACCUCCAAAGUUCAAGAUGCCUGUAUUUGAGAAGUAUCAAGGGGACACAUGUCCACAAAAUCAUCUAACUAUGUAUAUUAGGAAGAUGAUAGCUUACAAGAAUAAUGUUCCCUUACUCAUUCACUGCUUCCAGGAUAGUUUGACUGGUCCGGCACAUACCUGGUUCAUGGGGUUGAAAGGAGUCACUACUUUUGAACAGUUGGCUGAGGCCUUCAUGCAACAAUACAAAUAUAAUACCUAUCUGGCGCCAAGUCGCAAAGAGUUGCAGUCCUUAACCCAGAAAGAUAAAGAAUCGUUCAAAGAAUACGCACAACGCUUCAUUCAAAAAGCUGCUCAGAUUCGUCCUCCCUUGGAUGAGAGGGAACUUUCAGAAUUGUUCUAUGAAACCCUGAGCCCUUGUUAUUCAGAAAAGAUGAUUGUCUGUGCAUCACAGAAGUUCACUGAUUUGGUGGAAACAGGAAUGCGUAUCGAGGAGUGGGCUCGUAAGGGAGCAGCUGUUUCGGGAGGUUCUUCAGGUGGUUCUUCAGGGGUUUCGUCCAAUGGUAAUAAGAAAUUUGGGAAUGGUUACCCAAAGAGGAAUGCUCAAGAGGUUAGCAUGGUGGCUCAUGGAGGACCUCAGCCCGUGUACCCUAAUCACCCCUUUGUUGCCAACAUCACCCCACAAAUGACCGCGCCCCAGAACCCAAACUAUCAAUCACCCAGACCUCAAGGACCUGCACCAUACUACCCCCCAUUAUACCAACCACUAUACAACCUACAACAAUUCCCUCAACAACCAUAUUACUCCCAACAACCAUACCAACAAAGACCACAGCAACAACCCCGUCCUCAGGUUCCUCACAAUCAGCAGAAUCAAAGGCAACAAUUUGACCCCUUGCCAAUGACCUAUGGAGCAUUGCUCCCUUCUUUACUUGCACAGAAUCUGGUCCAAACAAUACCACCUCCUCGCAUUCCAGACCCUCUCCCACGCUGGUACCGUCCAGACCUUCAUUGUAUUUACCAUCAAGGGGCACCAGGCCACGAUGUGGAGCGUUGUUUUGCUCUUAAGAAAGAGGUUCAGAAACUGAUAAAUAGUAAAGAGUUAACCUUCACCGACCCUGAUGCUGUAGCUCAGAACAAUCCUCUGCCUACUCAUGGGCCUGCUGUUAAUAUGAUUCAAGACGAUCAGGAAGAGGCUCGCGUUCUCUCUGUAGGUGAUAUCAAGACUCCCCUGGUACCGAUACAUGUGAAAAUGUGUAGAGCAACUCUCUUCAACCACAAUCAUGAAGCUUGUGACAUAUGUUCGAUGGAUCCUCGUGGAUGUAUACAAGUCCAGAAUGAUGUGCAGGGUCUCCUAAAUAGAAGGGAACUUGUGGUUACAAGGGAACCCGUGAGCAAGGACGUCUGUGUUGUCACUCCGGUAUUCAGAGCCAGGAGGCCGCUGGUGAUAAACCCUAACAGUACAAAGCCCGUUGGUACUCCCUUGGUAAUCUGUGUGCCUAGGCCCACGCCUACUACUGCUCAGAAAGCUGUACCCUACAAGUAUGAAGGCACGAUUCUAGAGCCCGGAAGUGAGACAACUUCACCUGUUGCUGUGGAUAAUAUCGCAGAGAAUAGCCGGAUUUUGAGGAGUGGCCGCAUCCUUCCUACGGUGGGUCCGAAGAGUGUUAGUGUUCCGGUCGAUGAGCCAGUAAAAGAGCGAAACGCCGGUAAAGGUAAAGCUGGGGAGCAGGCCAAAGAGUUUGACUUUGAGGAUGCCGAUGAAGUCUUGAAGCUGAUCAAGAAGAGUGAAUACAGGGUGGUGGACCAGCUGUUACAAACUCCUGCGAAGAUUUCCAUCAUGGCCCUGUUAUCAAGUUCUGGUGCUCAUCGGGAUGCCCUGAGAAAAGUACUAGACCAGGCAUUUGUGGAUUAUGAUGUAACUCUGGGUCAAUUCGAAAGCAUUGUGGGGAAUGUGACCGCGUGUAACAGUCUGACUUUCAGUGAUGAGGAUCUCCCAGCGGAGGGGAAUAAGCAUAAUCAAGCGUUACUCAUCUCUGUACUUUGCAGAACAGACUCGUUAUCCAACGUCCUGAUAGAUACCGGCUCUGCACUUAAUGUGAUGCCCAAGUCAACUCUCGACCAAUUGGCGUACUCCGAGGCUCCUUUGAGACUUAGCAAGGUGACGGUAAGGGCCUUCGAUGGAACUAGGAGAUCGGUGUAUGGUGAGGUAGAUUUGCCAAUUUCGGUCGGCCCACAUGAAUUUCAGGUUACUUUCCAAGUCAUGGAAAUCCAGGCUUCUUUCAGCUGUUUGCUCGGCAGACCAUGGAUUCAUGACGCUGGGGCUGUGACAUCUACUCUCCAUCAGAAAUUGAAGUUUGUAAGUCGUGGAAAGUUGAUCACUGUGAGUGGCGAAUCGGCCUUUUUAAUCAGCAAUUUGUCUGCUUUCUCUAUUAUCGGUGGUAGUGGUUCAGACGGGCCAUCAUUCCAAGGGUUCUCUGCCGAAGAAACUGUCGGUAAGAUUGAGACUUGUAUGGCUUCGUUGAAGGAUGCCCGGAGAGUAAUUCAGGAAGGCAAAACCGAAGGCUGGGGUCAGCUAGUGGAGUUGCCAGAAAACAAGCGUAAGGAGGGAAUUGGUUUCCUUAACAGUAAGCCUGGGAUGUUCGAUCCUACCAGAGGUUCUUUCCACAGUGCUGGUUUCAUUCAUGAUUCGCCAGAGACCAAUGCAAUUUUAGAUGAUGCACCUGGAGGAGUGACACCGGUCUUUGUAACGCCUGGAGGAGCUUGCUGCAACUGGAUUGCUGUUGACAUUCCUUCUGUGACACCCCGCUCUAAACUGAACAUAAGUGAAUCCGUUGAACACAGUGACCCCAUGCUUUCUCCCAACUUUGAGGUCCCGGUUUACGAGGCUGUGGCAGAGGAGGAUGAGGAGAUCCCGAAUGAGAUCAAAUGGAUGUUGGAACAAGAAAGGAAGACAAUUCAACCUCAUCAGGAGGAGAUAGAAAUCAUCAAUCUGGGUACUGAGGAAGACAAGAAAGAAAUCAAGAUUGGGGCAUCGUUGGAUGUAUCUGUCAAGAAAAGAGUAAUUGAGCUUAUCAGAGAAUAUGUUGAUAUAUUCGCAUGGUCAUACAAAGACAUGCUGGGUCUAGACCCUGAUGUCGUUGAACACAGACUACCUUUGAAGCCUGAGUGUCCUCCGAUCAAAGAGGAAGUGCGAAAGCAAAUUGAUGCAGGUUUCCUAGUCACAUCAGAGUAUCCUCAAUGGUUGGCCAACAUAGUGCCUGUUCCAAAGAAAGAUGGCAAAGUCAGAAUGUGUGUUGAUUAUCGGGACUUGAACAAGGCUAGUCCGAAGGAUAAUUUUCCUUUGCCUCACAUUGAUGUAUUGGUUGAUAACACUGCUAAGUGCAAGGUUUUCUCCUUCAUGGACGGUUUCUCCGGCUACAAUCAGAUCAGGAUGGCUCCUGAGGAUAGAGAAAAGACGUCUUUCAUCACGCCCUGGGGUGCUUUCUGCUAUGUGGUGAUGCCAUUUGGUUUGAUAAAUGCUGGUGCCACUUACCAGAGGGGCUUUAUCGUCAGUCAAAAGGGUAUUGAAGUUGAUCCCGACAAGGUUAGAGCCAUCAGAGAAAUGCCUGUUCCAAAGACAGAGAAGCAAGUCAGAGGUUUUCUUGGUAGACUCAAUUAUAUCUCCAGAUUUAUCUCUCACAUGACCGCCACAUGUGGACCAAUUUUCAAGUUACUCCGCAAGGAUCAAGGGGUGAAGUGGAAUGAUGAUUGUCAGAAGGCUUUUGAUCAAAUCAAAGAAUAUCUGUUAGAACCUCCAAUUCUUGUUCCUCCAGUUGACGGAAGACCUUUGAUCAUGUAUUUAACAGUACUGGAAGAUUCCAUGGGCUGUGUUUUGGGUCAACAAGAUGAAACCGGAAAGAAAGAGCACGCUAUCUACUAUUUGAGUAAGAAGUUCACUGAUUGUGAGUCCCGAUAUUCUAUGGAUCCUAUCAAGUACAUAUUUGAGAAGCCAGCUUUAACUGGAAGGAUUGCUCGCUGGCAGAUGUUAUUGUCCGAGUAUGAUAUCGAGUAUCGCACUCAGAAAGCAAUCAAAGGUAGCAUCUUGGCAGAACAUUUGGCUCAUCAACCAAUCGAAGACUAUCAACCAAUCAAAUUCGACUUCCCAGAUGAAGAGGUUAUGUAUCUAAAAGCAAAAGAUUGUGACGAACCAGUGUUCGGUGAAGGUCCUGAUCCGGAAUCCGAAUGGGGUUUGAUAUUUGAUGGAGCUGUUAAUGUCUAUGGAAGUGGAAUUGGUGCGGUACUCAUUACCCCUAAGGGUACUCACAUCCCUUUUACUGCGAGGUUACGUUUUGAUUGCACAAACAACAUCGCAGAGUACGAAGCUUGCAUCAUGGGUAUCGAGGAAGCCAUCGAUUUGAGGAUCAAGAAAAUUGUCAUUUAUGGAGAUUCCGCUCUUGUGAUUAACCAGAUCAAAGGAUAA
This is a messenger RNA of Medicago truncatula (barrel medic), 5100 nucleotides long. RefSeq lists its product as uncharacterized. Gene Ontology annotation, biological process: proteolysis. Gene Ontology annotation, molecular function: aspartic-type endopeptidase activity; nucleic acid binding; RNA-DNA hybrid ribonuclease activity. Bases 1 to 5100 code for a protein of 1699 amino acids. The record is from RefSeq and is a predicted model, not a curated record. The transcript is spliced from 5 exons. Lineage: Eukaryota; Viridiplantae; Streptophyta; Magnoliopsida; Fabales; Fabaceae.